UACGAGGAUGAACUUGGGAACUAGGUAUAGCUUUAUAUCCUCGAACUGUAUCACUAGUCAAGACAUAGUAUCUAGUCACCAGCUAUCCGAUUACACCAAUAUCACACCCUAAAAUCUUGAAUAUACCAAUAUCCCCUUUCUCCUUACUCAAUGGCUUCCUCAACUAUGCACGCGGUUGGCGUAACAGAGUACGGCCCCGUUGAGAACUUACACUCAAGAGAAGUCCCCAAGCCAUCGAAGCCAACUGGCCGUCAAAUGAUCGUUCAGGUGAAAGCCAUCUCCGUCAACCCUAUCGACAAGAAGGUCCGCGCUGGCACUUACGACGAUGCCCCUGACUAUUACGAGCGAGUCAAGCCACUAACACAAGACUCACCUCACUUCCAUAUCCCUGGCUACGACGGUGCCGGGAUCGUCCUUGAGACGGGCCCAGAUGUAAAGUACUUCAAGCCCGGCGAGGAGGUCUACUACCUCGGAAACCCUGUCUUCCAAGGCUCCUAUGCCGAGCAGCUGAUCGUGGAUGAGCGACACGCCGGUCACAAGCCAAAGUCUCUCGAUUUUGUCCAGGCCGCAGCAAUGCCAUUAACUUUCGCCACUGCAUACGAGUCGCUCAUUGACCGACUAGAGAUCAAGGUGGGCGAGAAAGCCGGAAUCCUCAUCAUCAACGGCGGCGGCGGCAUGGGAUCGAUCACAUCCCAAGUCGCGCGGCACAUCUUGAAACUGCCUAUCGUCAUCACCACGGCCUCGCGACCUGAGACCAUCGAGUUCUCCAAGAAGAUGGGCGCCACGCACGUGGUCAACCACCGCGGAGAUAUCGUGCAGCAGAUCAAGGACCUAAACCUUCCCGCCGACAUCCCCCUAAAGUACGCGUACAUCACGGCCCGCACGGAGCAGUACCUGUUCCCGAUCGCGGACAUCCUGGCGCCCUUCGGCAAGGUGGGCAGCAUCGUGCAGGCCAACUUCGACAUGUACGGAUCGCAGAUGAUGAGUAAGUCGCUGACUUUUGUCUGGUGCUGGGUUGGGACUGGGCCGUACCAUUAUUACUACAAUGACAAGCAGGAGAAGCACCAUGAUUGGUAUGAGGAGCUAGCUACGCUGCUAGAUCAGGGCGUGAUCAAGUGCCAUUUGAAUGAGCGCUUGAGGGCCACGGCUGAGGGCAUCAGGCAGGCGCACAGGAGGCUUGAGGCCGGGAAUGCUGUAGGAAAGAUUGGACUGGGUAUUGAUGAACCUGGGAAGGGAAAGGCGUUUCAGUAGAUGCUUUGUAAAGGAGAGUGAGUUUAUAUGUGGAUGGAGUUGACAUUUUGAUAAUCAGUUAGUAUUUGUGAGCAUUUAAGUGGUUGAGGAUAGAUAAAUGCCAUGACUUAUGUUUUCGUAUAACAUUUCCUUCUCUCUACUUAGACACUCAAAUGUGUUCUAUGUUCUAGGUUAAUAAGGUGCAACUGGAGUUUGAUGAAGAACAGUCUAAAAAGUCAACUUAGAUAUGCCUC
Daldinia loculata is the source of this 1484-nucleotide messenger RNA. Its product is annotated as GroES-like protein. NCBI's taxonomy places the organism in Eukaryota, Fungi, Ascomycota, Sordariomycetes, Xylariales, Hypoxylaceae. Bases 151 to 1251 code for a protein of 366 amino acids. Gene Ontology annotation, molecular function: oxidoreductase activity; zinc ion binding. The record is from RefSeq and is a predicted model, not a curated record. The transcript has a single exon.